Habropoda laboriosa is the source of this 2050-nucleotide messenger RNA. RefSeq lists its product as uncharacterized. The transcript is spliced from 8 exons. The record is from RefSeq and is a predicted model, not a curated record. NCBI's taxonomy places the organism in Eukaryota, Metazoa, Arthropoda, Insecta, Hymenoptera, Apidae. The coding region runs from base 1 to 1428 and encodes 475 amino acids.
AUGGACUUCGACGAAUGUAGAAUGUGCAAACUCUCCCGGCCUCUACUUUGCCGGAAUGUUUUAUUAGAGGGUAUUGUAUUGGCGUUAAUAUUCACGGAUCUUGGCUUUUAUUUGCUGUCACUGCUUAAGCUUCCAGCACUUUCUACCGAGGACAAAUUGGAAUAUCAUUUCUAUCCCGUCGCUAGUGGUCAGCUUCAGUUCCGGGUAAAAUCUCCGCAUGAUGUUCAUGUUGCUCUUACAACGGGUCCCGAGGCCGGAGAACCGAUGUACGAGGUUUUCAUUGGUGGAUGGAACAACAGCAAAUCCGUAAUCCGUAAAAACAGAGCCAAGCCUGAUGUUGCUGAGGUAGAAACACCUGAUAUCCUCAAUGGUGACGAGUUCCGUGGAUUCUGGAUUAGAUGGGACGAUGGUGCUAUAUCAGUAGGUAAAGAAGGUGAACCAAGCUCAUUCCUUACAUACGCCGAUCCAGAACCAUUUGGAAUUGGUUACUUCGGUGUGUGCACCGGUUGGGGUGCAUCUGGUGACUGGUUAAUCGAAGGACAUGGCGCAAUCAAGACACGAGAUGAGUUAACCUACAAGUUUCACAAUGUACGGAGCGGCUCGGUCCUCAUCGAGGUGAGGGCCAAGAGCAAUGCGCACAUCGCCCUGACCAACAAGAAAGGCGAAUCGAGCCCGAUGUACGAGAUCCUGCUUGGAGGCUGGGAGAACAUGGCGUCCGUCAUCAGAUACGAUCGCAAACAGCCUGACAAGGUGCGCGUGAACACGCCAAAUUGGCUCGACGGCCGUAUCAUGGUCAAGGCCGGUGAUCUUAACGGUUCUGUGAUCAUGGAAUGGCAGGAUCCAAAGCCAAUUGGCGUGAGCUACGUGGGCGUACGCACUGGUUGGGGUGCAACCGGCAAAUGGAAGCUUCGAACCGUGCAGUACCCAUCCCGCCCGGCUCCCAAUUCUAAGAACACGAACCCAUCAGCUCCCCCACGUCAACCGGCGGAAUAUGUGGAAGUGGGAAAAGUUUGUUGGGUGGAUGCGACCGGUGGAAUGCUUCCUCCAGCUGCAGUCGAAGGUGGAAAGGAUGAUGAAACCCUAUACGUGGGCAGAGCCUAUCAUGAGGGUGCUCUUCUGCCUGGUAAAGUAAAGCCAGGGCACUCUGUGUGCUAUGUUGCAUGGGGUGGUGGCGAACAUGGAAAGUCUGAUUACCAGGUCCUCUGUGGUUGUGAACCCGCAUGGGUGCCAACGAACGGAAACAACAUUCCUCCCAAUGCAAUUCCAGGUGGCGAAACAGAAGAUAACGAGACACUGUAUGUUGGUCGUGUAGAGCACAGCGGCACUCUAACGAUCGGCAAGGUGCAACCCUCGCACAGUGUGUGCUACAUACCUUAUGAAGGUGUCGAGAUCGCGUACCCUGAAUAUGAAAUCAUGGUUGAAAAAUAAAUAUGUCACGCACCCGUCCAGCGAGAGAUUAGAGUUAGCUGCACCGACGACGAUGAAUCUGUCAAUGAAUUUUAAUUGCCUUAAAAUGACUUUAUUUCAGAGCGCAAUGAAAUAUCAGAAGUAGGCUAUUUUAAAAGUCCCAAAAAAACAUUUUAUCUGUGUAUAAUUAUCCUGAUUGAUAGCGCCCUGAAAACGAUUAAAUAUGUUUCCAGUCCAGUAAUCGAAUCUCGAUAAUUAUCCAUAUUUCAAUAAGGGGGAGGGAAACAAUGUAUUAUAAGAUUAACGAGAAUCUCCUACGUGUGCAAACUAGUCUAGAUAUGAAUGGGCGGAUUUGAUGUUCACAUUUCAUCGGUCAGUCGGUGUACAACGGGCGUAUACUUCCGCACAAGAAUUGAAAUCACAAUACGUGUAGAACGCGCAAAUCAAACUGACAACUAUAUGUGUAGCUUGGCUAUGAAUGCGCUAAUAAUUAGCUGCAUAUGCUAUCAUUAAUUCCUAUUGAAUGUUUAUGCAGUUCAAACUAUGUUGCUUGUUGGUUCCUGUUCCGAACGGAGCAUCGCAAAAAAAAAAAAUGUAUUUGAUUAGCCUUUAUUUUAGUUACGAAGCAAUAAAUGAUAUUUCC